Molecule: messenger RNA, 1826 nt
Organism: Paralichthys olivaceus (Japanese flounder)
Lineage: Eukaryota; Metazoa; Chordata; Actinopteri; Pleuronectiformes; Paralichthyidae
Gene: ephx1
Product: epoxide hydrolase 1, microsomal (xenobiotic)
Biological process (GO): epoxide metabolic process
Molecular function (GO): epoxide hydrolase activity
Source: RefSeq, a predicted model, not a curated record
ACACUUCUCCUCCACCACACAGCUCAGUACAGGAGCGGGAGCAGAGAGGCGACCACCACCACCACCACCAUCACCAGCAGCAGCAGCAGCAGCAGCAGCAGCAGCAGCAGCAGCUCUGUCUUUCUCCAUCUAUCCAUUCUUGUCCUGGUGUGGACACUGAGCGCCAUGUUCACAGCGGUGCUGGUUGGUAUAGUGGUUGGAGGGCUUAUCUUCUACCUGGUUCAGAGGAACAGGAACCAGGUUCUGAAUGCCGUGGAUGGCUGGUGGGGAACUGGAGCGGCCCCUGAUGGUGAGGAGGACAUCACCAUCCGCCCAUUUGAAGUCACCACCAGUGAUGAAGAGCUGGAGGACCUGUAUCGUAGGAUAGAUCAGACGCGUCCCGUUGCCUCACUGGAGGACAGCCGGUUUGAUUAUGGCUUCAACUCCCACUAUUUGGAGAAGGUGGUGUCUUACUGGAGAAACGACUUUGACUGGAAGAGACAAGUUGACAAAAUCAACCAGUACCCCCACUUUAAAACCAAAAUUGAAGGUAUUGAUGUCCAUUACCUGCAUGUGAAGCCCAAAAAAGUGCCAGAGGGAACUACUGCUAUUCCUCUGAUAAUGGUUCACGGCUGGCCUGGGUCUUUCUAUGAGUUCUACGGGUUGAUCCCACUGCUGACAGAACCCUCAAACCCAGACGACCUUGUGUUUGAGGUGGUGUGUCCCUCCAUACCAGGGUAUGGUUUCUCUGAAGCACCACAUAAGAAAGGCUUUGAUUCAGUUUGUGCUGCCAACGUUUUCCACAAGCUCAUGAAGCGUCUGGGAUUCCAGCAGUUCUACGCUCAUGGAGGAGACUGGGGUUGGCUGGUCACCACCAACAUGGCCCAGCUGGAGCCCAAGAUAGUCAAAGGUUUGCAUGUGAACUUUGCCCCACCCUCAAAGCCUGGUCUGACCAUGAUUUUAUCCAUCGUGCUCGGCCGCCACUUCCCUAAACUCUUUGGCUUCACCGACAUGGAUAUUCAGCGUCUCUACCCUUACAUGGAAAAAACGGUGGUGGAGUCCCUCAAAGAGAGUGGCUACAUGCACAUCCAGGCCACCAAGCCUGACACCGUGGGACGAGGACUGAAUGACUCCCCAGUGGGUCUGGCAACCUACAUUCUGGAGAAGUUCUCCACAUGGACCAACCGUGACUUCAGGAGCCUGGAGGACGGCGGACUUACCAGGAAGUUCUCUCUGGACGACCUCCUGACUAAUGUAAUGAUCUACUGGGUUUCUGGAUGCAUCAUCCCGUCUAUGAGGUUCUACAAGGAAAACAUCGGCAAAGGUCUCGACCGGCCGCACACUAAGAUACCAGUUUAUGUGCCUACUGGGUACGCCUGCUUCCCCGACGAGCUGAUGCACACGCCCAAGCUGUGGGUCAAACAGAAGUAUCGCAAACUGGUGACCUUCUCUCCCAUGGCCCGCGGCGGCCAUUUUGCUGCCAUGGAAGAGCCCCAUCUGAUGGCUGAGGACAUCCAGAAGUUCGCCAAGGCAGUUGAGAAGAAAAAGUAAGAAUAGACCGAUGAGCUAAAAGUAACAACAUAGAACAACAUAGUAGUGCGCGCUACGUAGACAGACUAAAGCUAGUUAAGUAAGCAUUGUAUAUAAUAUAGUGUAGCUCACUGAAAUUCCUAAUCAUACAGUCUUUUGCAGUGUUUAUAAAAAAAACACAUCUGUUUCACUGGAUCUGUUGACUGCAAAAUUUGGAUAUACAAUGUAUAUGACUAACAAAAACCUCUGUGUGAGUAUUUGUAGGCCUGGUAACCAACCUCUUCACAUGUACCCAACAGAUUAAAGUGAGAAGAGCA